UAAUAAUUGUGGCAGCAAAUUGAUUACUUCGUCAGCGACUUUUAUUUAUUUAAUUGACCAAUGUGCAUCGACGUUAUCACCACCAUCUUCUUGUCCUGGCCGGUUUUUGGCGUUUACCGGCGUUAAUUCCUUCCCCAGUCACCACCUCUCCUACCUUCUUCUUCUUCUUCUUCUUCUUCUUCUACCAAAACGAAACAGCAAUCUUCUUCUCCGGAGAGUAAAAAGGAAAAUGUCAGUCAUUUACUUUGCUUCCUCCAGAUUUUUUACCACCUUGCUCCUACCACGACCUCCAUUAAAUUAAAGCCACACCAACUACUCUCUCUGAUUCUCGAGAGUCCUCCUUUGAGACGAAAUUCCCCACUCCGUCUCUGUCUUCUACCUAAUUAAUAAGAAAGGGGAAGAGGUAGGGAGCCGUUAAUUAUCUCUCUGUUGUAUCUCUGGCAGUGUGCCAGCGAAAUAUAUUCAAGUCUUUCUUCUCGUCUCGGCCGGCCAAGGGAAAAGCCAUAACUGAUAUCUUCCUCCUCUGCGUUUCUUGUUUGACUCUCUCUCUCUCUCUCUCUCUCUAUACCCCAUAUGUCCAAACUUCUAUUUGUUCUCCACUUGCUGUUUCUUUAUUGAAAUGGAAAACUAAUCUUGGGCAUCUUCUAUCAAUACCCUGUGUUGUCCUCCACUCCGGCGCCAGCUCGCUUGCUGCCGCUUUGCAGCAUUUUUUGGUUGUCAAUUUGCCAGAUUUUUUUGUGCAUAGAGGCGAAGAGGAAGGGGCCAAACCAAAAAAGAAAGAGAAACCCCCCCUUUUUGGCCAUCAUUCUCCAAACCACAGCUGCCCCCCCCCCCCCCCCCCCCCCCCCCCCCCCUCCCCCCUGGUUUCGCCAUUUCUGGUCUCUGGUGAUUCCGUCUCAUCUGGGUUCUGGUUGGAAGCUCGUUUUGAUCUCUAAAGGUGCCAUCUUUCCCCCUUCUCUUUCUUCUAAUCUUCCUGGGUUCUUCAUGGGUUCUUGAUAGUUUCCCCCUUCCCCUGUUCUGCUUGACCUUUUAUGCAUCUCUGGUUGAUAUUGAAUCCUCUUUUGCCCUGUUCUUGGAAUAGUUAGAGAAUCAUGUCUCACUUCCUUACUCAAUCGCCCUUCUUCUGAUUUUGAUACUUUCUUCACCCUGCCUCCUGUGUCAUUUAGAAACCCAUUCUAGCAGUGGUCUGUUACUUAAACCCCAGAUCUCAGUACUCUGCCAAAAAAUGGGUAGUAGCGUUUUGAUCUGGAUUUUCUCCGCCUUAACCCUAGCCCUUCUAUGUUCCUCCCAAGAUUUUGUCCCUGCUGACAACCACCUUAUAAACUGUGGAUCCGACUCAGACACCAAGGUCGGCAGCCGCGUAUUUUCCGCCGAUAAAUCCGAUUCAAAGCUGCUCUCCACCCCUAACCAUGUCACCGCCAGUACCUCCACAAAACCCACUCCCGACGAUUCCUCACCUCUCUACCAAACCGCAAGAAUCUUCGACAAGCCUUCCACCUACACAUUCUCAAUCAAUCGACAGGGCCGCCAUUUCAUCCGCCUUCACUUCUACCCUUUCGUCUUCUCCACUUACAACAUGAGCCAAGCCAGCUUCGACGUCUCCACGCCAAACCACGGCCUCCUCAGCAAGUUCACGGUCGAUGGUAUCAAGGUCAAGGAGUUCUCCAUCAAUGUGACAUCAAGCAGCCUCGCCAUCACAUUUGCCCCAUCCGCCAACUCAUUCGCCUAUGUCAACGCCUUGGAAGUGAUGUCUGUACCGGAUAACCUGAUCGAAGAAGGGGCAAUCUCGUACAACCCGAAGGCAGACUUCCCAGGCGUGGUGGAGCAAGCUAUGGAAACAACCUACAGAGUGAACAUGGGCGGGCAGUUGCUCAACUAUGCCAAUGACACAUUGUGGCGUACUUGGGUUCCAGACGACGAGUUCUUGCUCGGUGAGAGUUCUCGGCAGACGAUAAACAAUGUUCGGGCUGUCACGUAUGUCAGUGAUGGCUCGACCGAGGAGGUCGCUCCGAGGAGUGUGUAUGGUACUGCCUCCGAGAUGGCUUCAGCAGGUACUUCUAAUACCAACUUCAAUGUAACGUGGCAGUUCAAUGUGGAUCUUGGGUUUCAGUAUCUCAUGAGGUUCCACUUCUGUGACAUAAGGCAGAAUGGUUCUCUGAAUCAGCUUGUGUUUGAUGUUUAUGUGAACUCAUUGCUGGCUAUUAAGGACUUUGAUAUCAGUUCGACUUCGUCGAAUGUGCUUGGUGCUGCUUACUAUCGAGAUGUGGUCACCCCGUUGAUCUCUGAUAACAUGCUUCGCGUGAGUAUUGGACCGAGUAAUCAGGGUUCAUAUCCUGAUGCGCUUCUGAAUGGGCUCGAGAUUAUGAAGAUGAACAACUCCAUGGGGAGUCUUAGUGGUUCUGCUGCUCUGUCUCCAACAAAACAUGGUUCCAAGAGCAAAGUAUGGGCGAUAAUAGGAGCGAUCGUUGGAUCUGUAAUUGCUGUGUUUUUCGUUGUAUGUCUUCUUCUGACUUUCAGAAGAAGAAGACAGCAGGAGGCCAUGGGGCAUUCCAAGACAUGGAUGCCAAUAUCGAUCAGUGGCCAUUCUCAUACCACUGGCAGCAAAUUCUCAAACGGAACUGCUGCUAGCAACAACCUCCAGUACCGGAUUCCAUUCGUGCAGGUUGCAGAUGCCACAAACAACUUUGAUGAGAGUCGGGUUAUCGGCAUUGGUGGGUUUGGGAAGGUAUACAAGGGAGUCUUGAAUGAUGGUACUGAAGUAGCUUGUAAAAGGGGUAACCCUCGAUCCCAACAGGGGCUCGCAGAGUUCCAGACUGAGAUCGAGAUGCUUUCUCAGUUCCGACACCGGCAUCUCGUUUCCCUCAUAGGUUACUGUGAUGAGAAGAACGAAAUGAUUUUGAUCUACGAGUACAUGCAGAACGGUACGCUCAAGAGUCAUCUCUAUGGGUCGGAGUACCCUAGCUUGGGGUGGAAGGAAAGGCUGGAGGCCUGCAUUGGAGCAGCUAGAGGUCUUCAUUAUCUCCACACUGGCUAUGCCAAGGCAGUUAUUCAUCGCGAUGUGAAGUCUGCCAACAUAUUGCUCGAUGAGAAUCUCAUGGCGAAGGUGGCUGAUUUCGGUCUCUCAAAGACUGGUCCCGAAAUUGACCAGACCCAUGUUAGCACUGCAGUCAAAGGUAGUUUUGGGUACCUCGAUCCGGAGUACUUCAGAAGGCAGCAGCUGACGGAUAAAUCAGAUGUGUAUUCAUUUGGUGUGGUGCUAUUCGAAGUUCUAUGUGCAAGGCCCGUGAUAGAUCCAACUCUGCCUAGAGAAAUGGUGAACUUGGCAGAAUGGGCUAUGAAGUGGCAGAAGAAGGGUCAGCUGGAGCAGAUCAUCGAUUCGUCUCUCGCGGGGAAAAUUAGACCGGAUUCGCUGAGGAAGUUUGGGGAGACGGCCGAGAAAUGCUUGGCUGAGUAUGGUGUAGACAGGCCCUCCAUGGGAGAUGUGCUGUGGAACUUGGAGUAUGCUCUUCAGCUGCAGGAGGCAGUUGUUCCAGGAGAGCCGGAAGAUAACAGCACGAACAUGAUCGGCGAUCUCUCUCCACAGGUCAACAACUUCAACCAAGUUGAUAGCUCGGUGUCUGUGGCGCCAUUUGGAGUGUCGCACAUCGACGACAUCUCGAAUUCUUCGAUGAGCAAGGUGUUCUCCCAGCUGGUCAAGUCCGAGGGGAGAUGAUCAGAGGCUGAGAAGGUUUACAUUGUUGUAUCACUUCUGCAUGCUGAUGAGCAUAUAUGGGAUUUGUUCUGUUUUUUCCUUGUUUUGGUGGUGUUGAUGUGUAUAGUAACUUGCUUCUAGAGAGGGAAGUUAAGCCGGGAAUUGUGUUUUCUGCAUGGUGGAUUGUUUUCACAUUACAUUGAUUCAUCAGAGAGAUAGGCUGUGAAAAAGUAUACAUUUCAAUAUUUGAGUUUUUGCUGUAAGAUUCGUAUCGAGUCUCUGACAAUAGUGCUGGCAGCAUAUGGACUGGUCCGCAAUCUGUGGCCAGAUUGAAGCUCGGAAUCGUCCCUUCAUAUGGCUUAGUUGGUGCCAUUGAUGGCGCCUGGUCAGUAUAUUAAAAGAUCUCUGGAAGUCUCAGUUUGAAAAAAAUUUCCAAGUUAUAUAUGGGCACGUUUGAGUCGUGGCAGGAACUUCUCUCUUUAUUCUUGUGUUUAUUGUUGAUGUGUGGCCAAGGGAUGGGAUUAGGUGCUAACCUUUAUAGGGGUUAGCACCGUGAUAACUGGCAAAAAACGCUACUAAAAAUAACGAAAUCACUACGGAUUAUUAUAAAAUCAAUACAACAUCUAAGCUAAAUCACUACUAAUUCCAACUAGUAGUAGUUUUCCCUUGGUUAGGACGGUGCUGACUAUUGUACAAUUAGCACCGUAGCCGUUCCCGUGGCCAAGGCUGCAUUGAAGGGUUUGAUUCUGUUUUUCAUUUUUAGUAUCGCUGUCCAAUUCAGUUAUCCGUUGAUCGUUUCUACUCUGUUUUGUCUCUUUUUUAAAACGGCUGGGCCUGCCUACUUGCUGGGCAAAGGAAUCGCUGAAUAAGAUGGGCUUUAAGCUUUCAUGUAUGGGCCAUCAGAUCCUUACCUACGGAGGCAUGGUCAACAGUUAACAUAUGGAUUCGUUAAUCGUUAAUGUGUUGACAAGACCGGUCCGAGUUUUAAGUACGAGCUGAUUGUAUAAAAAAAGGAAAAGAGACUGGAUUUGGGUGAAUGAGAGCAGCAGAAUUGCUACCUCAUCUCUUUAGGAUUUUUUAUUUAUAUAGCAUAACCAAACGGCUAAUCAAUCGUGAUUAAACAGAAUUUGAAUCCCAUUAACCCGCUCAAGACACGUGGCUUCAUGGGAUUCGUUAGUACAUAACAAAUCUGUAUAAAACAGAUUAAAGAAUAAAAAUGGUAAAACGACGCCGCAUGGUGAAGUGUUGGCCUAGUUUCAAACUUGUGUUCGCUUCCAUUUUAGUCCAUCGUCCCUGUGUUGUUGACUCCAGUCAAUCAUGGUUGGAUUCGGAUUGUUGUGCAUAACAGCUACUGCUACAGAACUGACAUGUUCCUUCUCUUCCAACAGGCCCCCACAAGAUGGCGAGUAAACAUUGAUUACUCCCAUCUUGCCAAGCAAUUCCAUUAAUCGAAAUCUGCUAACACCUUUAGUGAAAACAUCUGCUAACUGAUCUGAAGUAUGCAGAUAGAACAACUUGUUCAACCCACUCUUGAUCCUUUCCCAUGUAACAUGCAUAUCUAUUUCAAUAUGCUUAGUUCUUUCAUGAAAAAACAUGAUUCUCAGCUAUAUGGAUUGCUGACCUGUUAUCACAAAAGACACUGAUUGGUGUUGCAACUUGUACUCCCAACUCUGAUAAGAGUUCUUUCAGCCACUACACUUCACAAACCAAAUGUGCUAAAGCACGAUACUCUGCCUCUGAUGAAGAUCUAGAGACAGUUGUCUGUUUCUUGAUUUUCCAGGUUAGAAGGGAAUCACCAAUGUAAGUGCAAAAACUAGUUAUGGAUCUCCUGGUGUCAGGGCAUGCUGCCCAGUCUGAGUCACUGUAACCCGUGAUUGAAAAAUCACAUUGCCUUCUGAACAAUAUCCCUUGACCUGGUGAUUUCAUUAAAUACCUUAACACUCUAUAAGCAGCCUGCAUAUGAGUGUCAAGAGGAUUCCUUGAAACUGACCGAGCUGUUGCACAGUAAAAUAUAUGUAUGGUCUUGAGAUAGUUAAGUAAUGCAACCUGCCAAUCAACCUCUUGUAGCAACUUGGAUUCUCCAAUGGUGUUCCUUCCCUAGAAUUCAACUUAACCUUCAUGUCAAUUGGAGUCUGAGUUUCUUUGGCAUCUGCAUAUCCUGUAUCUUGCAAUAGGUCUGAGCAAUACUUUCUUUGAUUCACAACAAUACCUUCAUCAUUUCUCACUAUCUCAAGCCCCAGAAAAUAUUUUAAAGUUCCUAAAUCCUUGAUUUUAAAAGCCUUCUUCAAGUACAGCUUCACCAAUUCCAAGUCAUCAAGUCUCUCCCUAACAAGGAUUAUGUCAUCGACAUAAACAAGCAAAACAACACUUCUUCCUUGUACCUUCUUUGUAAACAUGGAGUAAUCUGACAUCGAUUGUGAGAAACCAUUAUUCAGGAGAGAGUUAGUUAGCUUAGCAAAUCAUUGUCUGCUAGCUUGCUUCAAACCAUAUAGGGACUUUCUAAGUUUGCAGACCUUGCCUUCACUUCCUGGAAGACCAGGAGGAGGUUCCAUGUACACCUCCUCAUCAAGGUCUCCAUGUAAGAAUGCAUUGGAGACAUCCAUCUAAUGCAAAAUCCAAUCCUUAGCUGCUGCAACUGCCAAUAAGUUAUUGACAGUGUUAAUCUUGGCAACUGGUGAGACAGUAUCCAAAAGGUCAAUGGCAUAAAUUUGUGUAAACCCUUUGGCAACAAUCCUUUCUUUGUGUCUCUCAAGUUGGCCAUAGGUUUACGCUUAGUUUUGUACACCCAUUUAGAGCCUAUGGCUCUUUUACCAGGUGGUAACUCAACCAGAUCCCAUGUAUGGUUUGCAAUCAAUGCAUCUGACUCUUCUUCCAUUGCUCUGACCCAGUGAUGUUCUUUGACAGCCUCUUGAUAAGUUUGUGGAUCCAUAAGUGUUGUAAGACUCAUUGCAUACUAUUUCUGUUGAGGAGUAAAAUUAUGGUAGAAAUGUAGUUGGCCAUAUAGUACUGACUAACUUGAUUUAUUGCAGUAACAUAAUCUUUGUGCCAUACAGGUGGCUUCCUGUUCCUAGGAGGCAACUCAUUAUCAUCAAGAUCAUCACCUGGUGGUAACUCAUCUUCAGGUUCCUGAUAAUCAGGCUAAAAAACAUCAUUGAAUUCUUCUUCAGAAUCAUGUGGAGCUUAUGAUGUAGAGGGUAGUUCAGGAGAUCAAGAAAUAUGACCAGUAGCGGGGGAUUUCUGAUGUUCUGAACUAAAAAGGGUCCUUGCAUCAUCUCUGAUGAUGGGAGAAGGUGUAGAAGGAGGAGACUGGCCCCCAUGAGCCUGGGGAUCAGAAACAGGUGUAAAAUGGAUAACUGGUAUAUCAGGGAAAGAAAUAUCUUCUUUAUCUGCAGGUUUAUCAACUUGACCAUGGAAAGGGAGAAUGUCAUCAUGGAAAGUGACAUCUCUAGAAAUGAAUACUUCAUGAGUAU
Linum trigynum is the source of this 7161-nucleotide messenger RNA. Lineage: Eukaryota; Viridiplantae; Streptophyta; Magnoliopsida; Malpighiales; Linaceae. The record is from the annotation of a GenBank genome assembly.